Molecule: messenger RNA, 3163 nt
Organism: Oryza sativa Japonica Group (Japanese rice)
Lineage: Eukaryota; Viridiplantae; Streptophyta; Magnoliopsida; Poales; Poaceae
Source: RefSeq, a predicted model, not a curated record
GGCUACUUCCCUUUCAAAUCCUUCCCCUUCCCAAGUCCCAGCCCUCUCCUCUCCUCUCUCUCUUCACCCGCAACUCGAUCUCCAAUUCUCUCUCUCUUUCUCUCGCAUCGAAUCCGAGUUCACAUCUCCAAACCCUAGCGAGCUCUCUCUCUCGCAGAUGGCGCCGCCGACGCCCUCUCCCCGGCCGGGGCCGCCGCCGACGCCGCAGGCGGCCAUGACGACCCCGCUCAAGACGCCCGCAUCCAAGCACCGCCUCCACUUCCCGGCCAUGACGCCCAGGAACGGCGGCGGCGGGGGCGCCGCGGCGGGCGGCACGGAGCACCCGGUGGAGGUGAUCGGCCGCAUCCGGAACCUCGCCGCGGGGGCGGGCGGCGCGUCGGCGCUGGAGAUCGCGGGCGGGGGCACGGCCGUGCGCGUCCGCGGCGACGCCGGCGGGUGCCGCGACUUCACCCUCGACGGGGUCUCGGUCUCCGAGGAGGAGGAUCUGGAGGGGUUCUACCGCCGCUUCGUGCGGUCGCGGAUCGAGGGGGUGCGGGUGGGCGCCAAGUGCACCGUCAUGGUGUACGGCCCCACGGGCUCCGGGAAGAGCCACACCAUGUUCGGCUGCGCCAAGCAGCCCGGGAUCGUGUACCGCGCUCUCCGGGAUAUACUGGAAGGAGGAGGAGGAGGAGGGGGAGGUGUCUCUGGUGGUGGGGGUGAAGGCGAUGGCCGUGGCGAGGAUGACGCCGGGUUCGGGAUGGGGCUGUUCGUGCAGGUUGCCGUGCUCGAGAUCUACAACGAGGAGAUCUACGAUUUGCUCGUGGGGAGCGGAGCGAAUGCUAAAGGAAACGCCCCCAAGGCGAGGCUAGAAGUAAUGGGGAAGAAAGCCAAGAAUGCAACCUACAUAUCUGGAAAUGAAGCCGGGAAGAUAUCAAGAGAAGUUGCAAAAGUGGAAAAGAGGCGUAUUGUCAAGAGCACGCUUUGUAAUGAGAGGAGUUCCCGGAGCCACUGCAUGAUAAUUUUGGAUGUUCCAUCGGUGGGGGGAAGGCUCAUGCUUGUGGAUAUGGCUGGUUCUGAGAACAUAGAAGCAGCAGGCCAAACUGGAUUUGAAGCCAAAAUGCAGACUGCAAAGAUUAACCAAGGGAACACGGCUUUGAAACGAGUGGUUGAGUCCAUUGCUAAUGGUGACUCCCAUGUUCCAUUUCGAGACAGCAAGCUCACAAUGCUCUUGCAGGAUUCAUUUGAGGAUGACAAAUCAAAAAUCUUGAUGAUUCUCUGUGCAAGUCCUGACCCAAAGGAAUUGCACAAGACAGUUUCUACAUUGGAGUAUGGUGCUAAAGCGAAGUGCAUUAUCCGUGCUGCCCACGCUGCAACCCCAAGGGACAAAAUGAGCUCUGAAGAGUCAUCUACAAUGCUCAAUUCAAGAAUUGUCGCGAUGAAUCAGUUCAUCUACAAUCUCCAGAAAGAGAACAAGCUAAGGGAGAAAGAGCGCAAUGAGGCCCAGAGUGUGCUAAGGAAAAAGGAAGAGGAGCUUGCACAGCUCAGGGCGAAGCUCAAGCUGAUUGAAGGUCAGGGAGCAGCUGCAAAGGAGGAAGAGAUUAACUCAAAGGUCAUGGAGAAGACCCAGAGUUUGAGGACUGAGCUCAUGAAGAUGGAAGAGAAAAUGCUUAGGCAGCAGCAAGAACUCCUUGCUUUGCAACAGCGGCUGAAGGAGGUUGAGCGUGAAAAGCCUGUGCAGCAGGAUAUCAUCGGAGGUAGAUUGCUGGCACGUCUGUCAGAGAUGUCCGCUAGGGCGGAUCAGUCCAUGUCAAUGGAUAUGUCCAUUGAUUUUGAUAUGGGAGAUCAGCCAGCUGCGCAAGACGUGAAGGUGAUCAAGGAGGAUACUCGCAAGCAGGGCCAGAUAUGGAGCCAAGCAAAUACUGCAGGCUCUUGCACCAGCGCUGUGGAGCAAGAAGAUGAUGUUGUGAGGCUGUCUGGGUACCCAGAAAAGGUGGUCCUGAGCACUGUCUUUGAGGAGGGAGAUGAAGAAGAAGAUAAAGACAGUGGCGUUGAAGAGGAAGUGUGCAAGGAAGUUGUCGAAGAGAGCUAUGUAAUGCAACAGCCCCUUGCAGAGCCUGAAGACCCUGCCACAAGGAAUAACCGGAUUCAGAACAUUUUCAGGCUUUGUGGGAAUCACCGAGAAUUAGCCAAGAAGGUCCAGUCACCAGCAAAGAAGGCGUUCGGAGAUGAGAACAAUGAGCCUGCGAAGCAAACAUUCGGAGAUGAGAACAAGCAGCAGCCUGCGAAGCGAGUGUUUGGAGAUGAGAACAAGGACCCUUCAGCAUGGGGAGCGAUAGAACCUCCAAUGUGCGACGUCAGAGUGACCGACAGUCCAGUAUCCUCGCAGCUUUCACCUAUCGUCUGCCAAGUUGUGGACGAUGCCAAGUUGCCCGUGUCGGAGCAGCUGAAAUCAUGCAAUGCUUUGGAGGCAGCUGAUGAGAACAAGGAGAACAAUGCUUCUGGACAAGACGGCCUGCUUGAAGUCUACAUCAAAUGGGAGUCCGGCCAUCUGAUAAAAGGUCUGAAAUUGCUGAGCAACUCGUGUCUUUCUGACCUGAGAAAGCUCUUGGAGGAUCACUUCGAAGAAGCAGGGAGCAAGCAGCAGCAGCAGUUCACCUUCCUCCUUCUCGGGGAUCCUUCUGGCGCACCGGUGUCCAGAGAGAAGGAAGCAGGGGUGCCGAUAAGCAAGCUGCCAAGCUGCAACAACCAGCCGAACAGCUACCUAGCCUGCUUGCGCGCUGUCAAGAAGCAGCCGGCGACGGAGCAGAUGCCGUUCAGCCCACUGGAGAGCAAGCUCAAUUCGGCACUGAACGACGUGCACCUCGCCGCCCUCUCGCCGAAGGUCAACCCAAUGAGCCCUAACUACAUCCGUGAGCUCAGAGCUUGAGCUCUUCCAACCUGAAGAAGAUCGGUUAGAUCUUUCGUAGGUUUGUCGCCGGUGGCAUUUCAACGGUGGCAACGAUGUAUCAUCAUUUAUCUAUAGUCUGGCUCUGUUCUGUCUGUAAAUUUGCUAGCUAUAGGCUGGUUCUGCAAACCUAAACUCUGAAGUGUAACCAUGUUACACGAGUGGCUGUGGCUAGACACUGCGGGUCAUGCGUCUGUGGCCAACAAGGUGAAUAUGAAUAUGAUUCGAUUCGUUUACUUC